CAUCCGCUGGUUUAUCUUCGACGCUUGUGCUUUCACAUCCAGCGUCUAAGAGCGAAAACUGAAGAUGUCCGACAUUCUUUACGGGCACCCGAACACAGCAGUGCCUAAAAGCUAACGUUAGCAUUUCCCGUGGUGUUAUGAGUUGAGCGAGACAGAAGAGCUGGGAAUGCAGCCUCCGCUCCCACCUGAGGCGGUCAGAGAGCUGGUGUGCUCCUGUCUGCACAGAGACCCCAUAGCAGCAGAUCUCCGCUGCAGCCUGUUUGUUGCUGCGGCGCAGAACUACAAGCGGGACUCUUUGCUCCGACCCUUCCCACCCAGAUACAUAAGUGGAGCCAAUAAGGACUUUGAGGAGCUGCUGGCAGAUGUAAAGUCUUUGCCUGGUGUUAGAGAGUUGGUGAGACUGCGACCUGGAGAGGGAGAUCAUCAUCUGGCUCUCACACACUGGAUCCUCUCUUCAAAUAGCUUUGCUGUCAAGACACUUCAGAAAGAUGAGUAUGCCAAACUGUGCAACUUGACAGAAAAUGAACGGACUUCUGCGCCGGUGCCCGAUUUCCUCUUUGAGUUGGAGUACUGUGACCAGAUGAAUGUCAGGUUCGAGAGGAUGAGGACAGGACGAGACGUCUUCUAUGCAUUCCACGGGAGCCGUCUGGAGAAUUUUCACUCAAUCAUUCACAACGGGCUGCACUGUCACCUCAACAAGAACUCAGUGUUUGGAGAGGGAACCUACCUCACCAGUGACCUCAGCAUGGCAGUCCUCUACAGUCCCCACAGCAGCAGCUGGAGAGAAAGUCUCCUGGGUCCACUGCUCAGCUGUGUGGCCUUGUGUGAAGUCAUUGAUCAUCCAGAUGUUAAGUGCCAGGUCAAGAAAAAAGAUUCUGAAAUCAUUGACCGUCAGCGCUCCAGGGCGAAGAACAGUGAAGGAGGCGACGUGCCACAGAAGUACUUUGUUGUCACCAACAAUCAGCUUUUGCGAGUCAAGUACCUGCUUGUUUACUCUCAGAAGAGAAACCUGUCCAGACAUUCCCGCAGCACCUCCUGGUUCCUCCGUCACCACUUUGCCAUCAUGAUGAGUCUCUACCUUCUGCUCCUGGUGUUCAUCGGUGCCUUAAACUCCACCACCUUCGUCUCCUUCUGGAGCAAACUCUUCAGGUGACGAGAAAACAGGACACACGGCCUGGAUGUGCUUUAUCCAUUGUGCCUUCCUGACCGGAGUCUGACUGGAGGCCUGAGCAAAGAUGCACCUUUAUACUGUUUUCCCUUUGCAAUUGUUCUUUUCUUUAUUUAUAUAAGUAGUUUAAAUUAGUAGUUUUUCCAAGAUUACAUAUCUUGUCAAAUUACAGCUAAACCCAGAGCUGCUGUCAUGUACUAAUUCUGUUGAAAUGUUUUAGAAUACCUGUUCUACAUUUUAAGAAUGUUAUGCAAUGUUUCAUCUGGGAUUUUUAAUGUUAAGUAAAGAUCCAGUUUUGUAGAAAAGCUCUGUUGCUGCUGUGUUGUUUUAGUCUUCUGGGAUCAGUUUUCCAAACCACUGCACACAGUGUAGCUUAUUUGAAAAAAAUAUAUUGUUCCGUACAGAGGAUGACUAGCACAUUAACUGACUGUACGGAACCUCUGAUUCCAGUCUAUUGCUAAAGCGAUAACAACCCAAAAAUGAACAUUUAAGAAUUUGGUGUUCAACAGCCAAGGUCAGCGUGACCUCACAAAACACGAUUUUGGUCAGAACUCAAAAAUUCACAUGACAUGUUUUACACAAAUGUGUUAGAGGAUUAAAUGAUGGAGACAUUUCAUGUCAUCAUAAUGUUCUAAAAAAAACAUUUAACACAAUAACCCAAGAACAGAAGGGAAGCGUGAGACGAUAUCUCACAUUUGGUCAAAUACUGCCACUGUGAAACUGUGGUGGUUGCUGCUGGGCUGGAGAUGUGUGUGAAGCACAUCCAUGUUUUAUAAUUUUUACAUAUUUAUGUAAUGUUUGAAACCUUGUCUACUGUCAUGGCUUCAACUUUGUGUCGUAUUAGAAUCAGCUUCAUUGGCAAAGCAUGUGAAACACAUACAACCAACAUACUCUUUUUUUGUCUCCCAGUAAACUUAAUAAUACAGCAAAUGGAACAAGGAAAAAAAAAGGUUAACAAAGGGAAGUCAAAUCAAUUUUAUUUAUAUAUAUCACAAAUCAUCGUGUACAUUUAUUUUAUUCCUUCAAAGUCGUCGCUUCGUAUGUCAUGAGUCUGGUUGGUGGAGGUGUACAAUUGUGAAGUGAGGUUGUAUUUAAUCCGUAUGGACCAUUUAAAAUGAAGGUCUUGUGGGAUAGUUUGUGAAACUGGAAAAACAUGAGGUGCUCACAUUAUUUUUAAUAA
This is a messenger RNA of Scophthalmus maximus (turbot), 2348 nucleotides long. RefSeq names its product poly (ADP-ribose) polymerase family, member 16 (gene parp16). NCBI's taxonomy places the organism in Eukaryota, Metazoa, Chordata, Actinopteri, Pleuronectiformes, Scophthalmidae. The transcript has 7 exons. The record is from RefSeq and is a predicted model, not a curated record. Gene Ontology annotation, molecular function: protein serine/threonine kinase activator activity; kinase binding; NAD+ poly-ADP-ribosyltransferase activity. Bases 167 to 1153 code for a protein of 328 amino acids. Gene Ontology annotation, cellular component: endoplasmic reticulum tubular network; membrane; nuclear envelope. Gene Ontology annotation, biological process: endoplasmic reticulum unfolded protein response.